This is a messenger RNA of Branchiostoma floridae (Florida lancelet), 4489 nucleotides long. Its product is annotated as ras and EF-hand domain-containing protein homolog. Lineage: Eukaryota; Metazoa; Chordata; Leptocardii; Amphioxiformes; Branchiostomatidae. Gene Ontology annotation, molecular function: GTPase activity; GTP binding; calcium ion binding. The record is from RefSeq and is a predicted model, not a curated record. Bases 142 to 1983 code for a protein of 613 amino acids. The transcript is spliced from 17 exons.
GGUGAAGCCGGGGCAGUCCAGGGAUGGAUGGGACCUUCCACAGAACCGCGGCUCCUCAUGGACAGGAGCAGGGCACUAGUGUGCCGGGCUAGCGCUGUCUAGGGGAAGGCGUGAUCGUCCUUUGGAGGAGAAACCGUGUUGAUGUCCCUCGCCUUCCCUGCCAUCAGCGGUGAAGAGUACACGUGUACUGACUUGGGCGGAACGAUGUUUCAAAAAUUAAGGAAACAAUCCAAGAUGGACGACAUUUCACUUCCGCCCGGCCUGCUGACGUCACGCGCUAAAAGGAUGGCCCAGAAUAUCUUCUCGCUGUGUGACGUAGACGAGAAGGGUUUCAUUACUAUGAGAGACCUGGAGAUCGCUCUGUCAGAAUACAGUGAACUGUGCCUCACUCCGGAGCAGGUCGAGUACGUCUUCAGCCUCCUGGACACCCAGCGGUCGGGUAGGCUGCACCGCGACCAGUUCGUGUCGGCGUUCGAACGUUUUUUGAUGAUAGAUCACAGUCAGAUGAUGCUGGGCACAGGCAACAUGGAGGAUGGGCUGGACGAGAUGUACGAGUCGCAGACGCCGCCCGUAUCUCCUGAUAUACUCACGCUGCAGGCUGAAUGGGACUCCUUCCUCAGAAGCGUCGGGGGGAACGUACUGCUGGAGGGUAACAAUGACCUACAGGGGCUGUGGCAGCGCCUGCGCCAGGACGAGCCGGAGCUGCUGCGGCCGUUUGAAGUGUUCCUGCGGAACGCCAUCUGUGAGAUCUACGAGAUGCAGACCAAGUGUGACAGUGUCGUCCGGAGUAAGUCCAUGCUGCAUAGCCAAGAGGUGAAGAGAUUGUACGAGGAGAUGGAGGUCCAGCUGUCGAAAGAAAGAGAGAAAAUUAGAGUGGAGGUCGAAGAAAGAAUGCGAGUGGAACUUGCGAGAAAACUUGAGGAAAAGGACGAUCAACUUCGAGAACUGAACCAAAGGCGAAAGGAGUUAGAACUGAUGCUAAAGGACCUCGAUCACAGAGAAAAAGAAAAGGACAAGAGAUACCAAGAGCUUGAAGAGAUGAUAGCAGAGCUGACUGUCAAAGAAGCGCAGAUCAUGAAGGAGAACGAAGUGCUACAGAGGGAAAACUUGAAACUACAAGCCCAGUUGGACGAGUCCCUUCAUAGUCUGGAGGAAAGUCAAGAACUCUGUAUUCAGAUGCAGGAGAAACUACAUAAGGAACGGGCACUACUGUCCAGAGACUACGAAGAUGCGGUCAUGGAAAACGAAAGGAAGGCGAAAGAAAGAGAUGACUUGGAAUUCCAGCUGCAGAAACUGAAACAAAAGAUGUCAGAAGAGAGAGCUGACGAGUUGUCCAAAAUCGCACAUGAAGUUGAGUGUGACACAACGUCUCAGACCGUCAGAACACCUGACAGGUGUUUCAAGAUCAUCCUUGUGGGCGACUCAGGUGUGGGCAAGACCAGCUUCAUCCACAGGUUCUGUAAAAACACCUUCAGUCCCAAGAGACAGGUCACAGUAGGUAUAGGGUACUACAUGAAGACCAUGGUGACGGCAAACUCCAUCAUAUCUCUACAGAUAUGGGACACGGCAGGCCAAGAACGGUUCCGGAGCAUCCCCAACUCUUACUUCAGAAAGGUCGACGGGGUCAUGCUGCUCUACGACUUGACGUGCGAGGAAUCCUUCAAGAACGUCAAUAAUUGGAUGCAGGACAUUCAGACUGGGGUGGAUGAAGGGAACGCCACCGCUGUGACAGUGCUGGUGGCGAACAAGCACGACUUAGCCGAGAAACACCGGAUCGUGAGCGAGUCUGCGGGCCUGAACCUGGCGAAGGAGUAUGACGCGCUGUUUGUUGAGACGAGUGCCAAGCUGGGAACGAACGUCGCGCAGUCUUUUGAAAUCCUCACAAGAAAGCUGCAGGAGAGAGAGGACGAACAGAUCAGAAGCCUCCCCAUUGACGACAGACAACAGCAAGAGGCGGCCAAAAGAAAGAAGAAAUGCUGCUGAACGCAUCCAACCGCAAUCAGAACGGGCGGUGCGACCGCAACAACCAAACACAAACAAAACACAUCUGUUAAUACGUCAUUAUCUUUCGACGGUCAUGAAGACUUAAGAGUGCCAGUUGAUUCUAUGAGUACAUACUGACUACAGAGAGACGAUUAUAACUCUGAUCCAUAACAUACGCAAUCCCACAGUAUACCAUGAUAAUGGGGUGGGUUUAUAUUAUACUGUACGGAAAGCAUCUUCCUUUGUCGUGCCAUUUUCUUCUAUCUGUUCGAUGUGAAAAGCUUGGUGUUUAAAACAAGCUAUUUGCAGAUAUUCGUUUUCGAUAGGAAAAUAGUGAUACCCUAUUACUCUGGGUAAAGAUUAGUACAUUUUGUAUGUAUAUACAGAAGACAUAAUCGCUGGUGAGUUUCCAUAUGAUAUUAAAAAACGGAUUUAACAGGUACUUAAUACACAGAACACAGCUGACUGUCAGACUUCUGCCACGGGAAUAACUGACAAAAGGCGAGUAUGAGUGGCUGUCUAGAGCGAAAAGCUCAUUCUAGAGACAAAAUACCCAAGAUCGAAUGAAUUGCGUUUGCAUUUCGAGAGCUUUCAGGUAGGAUGGAAUUCGUGUUUUAUUACAAUGUUACGUGCCAAUUCUCGCAAUUUGGUUGCAUUUGCAGCUAUGUAUACGGACACUAGGUUGAUGUGGAAAACUGCUAUUACAUGUAUUUGGUAAUUCUACUUUCCUCUUAGGUACUGCCAUCCGGCGGUAUCAUGGAUCUAACUUACACAGUCAUACGAUUAAGUACCCCAGGCAUGUUUCGGACAGCAGGAGCGCUAGUUCUUUUGCACCGCUGCUUGUACUCGUGUCUGCUGUAGUUCCGUGGUCAGUAAUGGGACCCGUACCCGUGCUGACUCCACCGUCUGCUGCACGGUAAUGUUGCCUAUUCUCUGAAAGCUGCUCGCUUCUGUGAGACUGAAUCCGCCCGUCGAAACAGCUGAUAGAGAAUAAUGGCUACCUUUAUAUAUCUCUAUAUGACUCUACAGCCCCUCCCAUUGUGAGUUCCCAUGUACAUACCAUAUAUUUGCCUUGCCUGGAGGCCUUUUACGAUAACCAUCCCAGACAAGGUCAUUUUUCUCUCAGUGCGCGGUCGUUAUCGAUAUUUUAUGACUUGAAAGCAGUAUAAUGAUAUAAAAUGGAGUCCUUUCCAUUACCUCUUACAGCGUAAAUUCCAUUUUAUCAAAGCCUAAAGACUUAUUUAAUGUGUGUGCGCGAUUGAAUUAUUAUUACCAAAUACCGUCUGCGCUCUGUAGAACGCCUAUAUAGGAAUUUCAGCCAGGCAAGCUUAGAUAAAGGGUAGAGCCCAUCCCGUGGGCGAUCACAGCUGGAUGGCCCAGGGACGGAGUUUGGAGACAUUAGAAAACGUUUGGAAUGGUACUUUAUAGGUCUGUUGCAAUACUGAUUGAGCGUUAUUUUGCAUUGUACAAAAACCAUCUAAAUGUACAAAGAAAGUAUAUAUUAUACUUCCGCAUUGACAUGGUCAAGACAUGUUGCAUGGUUUCUGUCAGGCGAGUUAUGUUUGAUAUGUGUAAAUACUAUUAUAUGUAUUCAUAUCGUAAAAGUGUGGCGUAGUUUUUAUUUGUUUGAAAAGUAUUGUUGUAACUUGAUUUUAAACACAGAGUAUAUUUACUCCAGAAUAUCCUAAGGACCCGUCUCAGAUGUAUGUGGAGAUCUUUUUGUGUUAGAAUCUGAAUUAGGAGAAUUUCACUUACACUUGUUCAAUAUAUUUUAAGUGAUAUACAACUGAAUGUACGUUGUUCACAAGAUGACUGUAAGAGGUUUAUCUAAUGUUAUAUACAAAUGGGUCGUGAAGACCGUACCAUAAACCACACAAUGGAACAUUUAAUCAGUUUGACUCUAAUCACAUAACUCAUCUAACUGUCCAUGUAAAGUUAUGUAUAUGCGAUAUCAUGUGAAUGCUAUCAUGUGAAUACAAGGAUAGGAAGGAAUCACCUUCGUCCAUAAUCGCAACUAUUGCUAUGUCCUUAAAACAACUCACGACUUGAAUCAAGUCUUUGUGUCAAGCUCAAAACUUGAACAAGCUCAAGACUUGGACCAGCUAUGGCUUAUAUCAACACGUCAGUGCGUCGUGACUUGAUAUAAAGACAUGUUUCAGUCACUGAACAAAGGGGAUUGCUGAUUGUGGAAUUGAACUAAUUUGACACAAUGAAAAUUAAAAGAGAACACAUUACUCUAACAACAUCGCUUAUAUAUAUAUAUAUAUAUAUAUAUAUAUAUAUAUAUAUAUAUAUUCCAAGUACUAUGUGCCGUGUAGAUAGAGCCAGUCCAUGGUGCUUGUAAGUUAGGUGAUGUAUAAAGUCUUGAGAGCGUGUACAUAUUUAAACAGACUUCACACAGAAGAGAUCAUAGACAGACCUGCACCUGUUACUUGUUAUUCUCUUGUUUUCUCGAGCGAUGCGUAUGUUACGUUGCGACAAAAGAUGUCAUUAAAACCGAUGGUUG